UUCGUCAAAACCAGAAAAUGGAACAACAUGACAUUGAAAAGGACGAGUUCGAAUUCUCCAAAAACAACGAAGCCCUAAUUUUUGGUCCCGCUUCUCAAAUCUCGCGGUUUCGCUAUGUCGUCGACAUCGGCUGCUGCAGCUUCUUCUUCAUCCUCAACGGCGUCGUCUCAAUUCACCUACACUACCGGCACGUACUUUCCGACUCCGUUUCACCUACAACAGCCGCAAACCUAUGUGGCUGCUGCCGCUGCCGCUUCAAUUCUGCAAUUUCCUGCUCCUGCUCCUGCGGUUCCCCACGUUUAUCCUGCUCCCGCUACAGUCCCUACCGUGUACUCCCUCCCUCAGUAUCAACAGGCCCAGCAAUUAUUUCAGAGGGAUGCACAAACAAUAACACCUGAAGCGCUAGAGAGUGUGAAAGCUGCGCUUGCAAGUAGUGAGAUUGAGCACAAGGCCGAGACUAAGAAGAAAGCAGUACCUCGUAAGGCAGCAGGGCAGGCAUGGGAGGAUCCUACACUUGCAGAUUGGCCAGAGAAUGAUUCUCGUUUGUUCUGUGGUGAUCUUGGUAAUGAGUUGAAUGAUGAUGUUCUAUCCAAAGCAUUUUCAAGAUUUCCAUCUUUUAACAUGGCCAGGGCACCAGUUAGUGAUUGGGAGUACAAUGCUACGCUCCCCAAAACUGCUUCAAUGAUUGAUUUGGCUUCAAAAAUAAUGAUGACUUGUUUAGCACUGACUUAAGUGAGGACCAGCUGAGGCAGAGACUUGGACACAUGUCCCACACACCUUGUCAAGAUUGGCACUAACCUCUACUAAAGCAUAGCCGGACUGCUCCACCUAGAGAUGGCUGAAGGAAGUGGAAAUGAGGAGACAACUCUUGAGCAUACAUCAACAUGGGCAGUGGUAGUUGUUUGUUUCAUCUUGAUGAGCCCAAACAAUGUACUAUAUAUAUACUAUACCUCUCGCGGAUCGUUGCUAAUAUUGUACAAUUACGUUACCUGACUUUUAGCAUUUCUUUCAACUUGUUAGGGAUGAGAGUCUUUUUGUUUGUGCACAAGAAAGUCUUUCAAGUUAUUGUAAAUGAGAAUCUUUCGGUACUUUAUUGGGAUUUUAGUACUUGCUUUGAGCACUUGUUUGCGA
Messenger RNA from Coffea arabica (coffee), 1131 nucleotides. RefSeq lists its product as uncharacterized. The record is from RefSeq and is a predicted model, not a curated record. Lineage: Eukaryota; Viridiplantae; Streptophyta; Magnoliopsida; Gentianales; Rubiaceae. Gene Ontology annotation, molecular function: mRNA binding.